AGUUGAAUCAGUUGAAAUGUCAAAACACGAGUUUGUUUACUAACACAGCUUUUUUCGGCAAUUAUUUAUUGUAGUUUGUAUUAAAUGAUAUUCUAUGCUAAAUCAUAAUAAUCGGUGUGAAGAAAAGACAUUAGUGCACCGAACCACAACUUUGAUGUGAAUCAUGGAGGACACCAACUGUAUCAGCAGGUUCUUCAAUGCAGAAGAAAAUGUUACAUCCGUUAGUCCAAAAAUUUUACAACGCGCCUUAUCGCCGAACAAAACAUUGGACUCGUCGCAAGACCUGAGCCAGGCGUCCAUAGAAUCAGAAGAGCUCAGCCUAUCACAACUGACCAUAGAGGAACAAGAACCGCUAGACAUACAACCUUUUUUCAACAUCACACCACGAACAAUGCCAGUAUCACCACACUAUGUAAUCGAAGAAGAGUUUGCAUCGAACCCCUGGGCGAUGCUAAUAGCAACAAUUUUCCUAACUAAAACUUCAGGAAAAACCGCCAGGCCCUAUAUAAAAACAUUCUUCACAGAAUACCCGACACCUUAUCAUGUUUUAAGUGACACGCCAUUAUCUUUAGAAAGGUUCUUUGAUAACUUAGGAUUAAGGAAAAGAGGUCACAUGAUAUGGAAGCUCAGUUAUCAGUUUGUUUCUUCAAAAUGGCGUCGGGCUAGUGACUUAUGCGGCAUUGGUAAAUACGGCGAGGAUGCUUACAGGAUAUUUUGUCUGGGUCACACGGAUGUGGACCCUACGGAUAGGUAUUUAAAGUUGUAUUUAGAUUGGUUGUGCGGCCACACUGAGUUUUUGGAGGAGAGCGGAGCGGCAGACAGUGAAUAUCUAAUUGAAGAUCCGAUUAUGAAGUAUUACAGAAUUACAUUGAGAGAUGGGAAUUCGAUUUCUGUGUGAUAAAUAAAAACUUUUUCUUGCAAGUAACGUUGAUGUCGAAUAAGUAACUUUUAUGUCUUGUAUUUAAUGUUUGUGUUUACUUUAGUUACUGUUAACUGUGUCAGGUGCUUUUAUUUGUUUUAUGUCUGUCACAGGUACCUACUAUGAAUCAUGCUUUGUAUUAUCAAACCUAUGUAUCAUAAUAAUUAAACUGAAAUUAGUAAAAGACUUAUAAUGUUGAAC
Spodoptera frugiperda (fall armyworm) is the source of this 1120-nucleotide messenger RNA. Its product is annotated as methyl-CpG-binding domain protein 4-like. Gene Ontology annotation, cellular component: nucleus. Gene Ontology annotation, molecular function: catalytic activity; DNA binding. The record is from RefSeq and is a predicted model, not a curated record. Lineage: Eukaryota; Metazoa; Arthropoda; Insecta; Lepidoptera; Noctuidae. Gene Ontology annotation, biological process: DNA repair. The transcript has 2 exons. The coding region runs from base 164 to 898 and encodes 244 amino acids.